This is a messenger RNA of Fusarium coffeatum, 1887 nucleotides long. RefSeq lists its product as uncharacterized. The transcript has 6 exons. Gene Ontology annotation, biological process: protein phosphorylation; intracellular signal transduction. The record is from RefSeq and is a predicted model, not a curated record. Gene Ontology annotation, molecular function: protein serine/threonine kinase activity; ATP binding. Bases 1 to 1887 code for a protein of 628 amino acids. Gene Ontology annotation, cellular component: cytoplasm. NCBI's taxonomy places the organism in Eukaryota, Fungi, Ascomycota, Sordariomycetes, Hypocreales, Nectriaceae.
AUGGAUGCGCCCGAGUCUGCGAAACAUCCAGAGAUGAGGCCCUCCUUCACCUUUCCUUCGCCUCAAGUCAGAGUUGACGAGCAUGAUGAAGCCUCUGACAAGAUGCCUCCUCCGCCCCUCACUCAUCAUCUAACAGAGCCAACAGAGGUUCUUCAUUUCUCUAGCCCUCUCAGGCAUCACAAGCGAACACCCAGCGCUCAUCGUCAAGUCAAGGAAACUCUUGAUGCGCAAACGCAGUUUGGAGACGAAAGUGCUGACGGUGUCUCUCAACAUCGAGUGAAUCAAUACACCAUCUUGGAGGAGAUCGGGAGAGGCUCAUAUGGCGCAGUCCAUCUUGCCAAAGACCAAUUUGGCCAUGAGUUUGCCGUCAAAGAGUUUUCCAAAGCCCGCCUCAGAAAACGUCUUCAAUCGACCAUCCUCAGGCAAGGUCCUCGAGGUCCGAGGCGCAUGGGCCCUGGCGCUGGAGGGCCAUUCAACGCUGCUCCCCGGAUCGUCAAUGACACCAACGAUGCGCUGCACCUUAUCCGGGAGGAAAUUGCCAUCAUGAAGAAGCUCAACCACCCUAAUCUUGUCCAACUUUACGAGGUCUUAGAUGACCCUGAGGAGGAUUCCAUUUACAUGGUCCUUGAGAUGUGUCGCAAGGGUGUCGUGAUGAAAGUUGGUCUAGACGAACAGGCUGAACCUUAUUCAGAGGAAAACUGUCGCUACUGGUUCCGAGACUUGAUAUUGGCCAUUGAGUACUUGCAUGCUCAGGGUGUCAUCCACAGAGAUAUCAAACCGGAUAAUCUACUGUUGUCCAAUGACGACGUGCUCAAGGUGGUUGACUUUGGAGUUUCCGAGAUGUUUGAGAAACCAGACAACAUGAGAACAGCAAAGUCCGCAGGCUCCCCCGCCUUUCUGCCCCCCGAACUCUGCGGUAAACAUGGUGAUGUUUCUGGUACUGCUGCUGACAUCUGGUCAAUGGGAGUUUCGCUCUAUUGUCUAAAGUACGGACGCAUUCCUUUCAACCGCGACGGCGUUUUGGACAUGUACGAGGCUAUCCGAUCCGACGAGCCUUCUCUUCCCGAAGACGAGAACCCAGAUUUUAUCGAUCUUAUGCAGAAAGUCCUCAAUAAAGAUCCAGAGCAGCGCAUCACCAUGGAUAAACUUCGAGAGCAUCCGUGGGUCACUAAACAAGGCACAGACUGCCUGCUGUCUACUGAGGAGAAUUGUGCCAACAUGGUAGAGCCCCCUAAUGAGCUGGAAGUUAAUCGUGCCUUCACCCGCAAGAUGAAUCACCUUCUAUGUGUAAUGAAAGUUAUCCAUCGCUUUAAGUCAAUUCUGGUCAGACAUCGCGCCAGAUCUAAUACCAGCACACCUAGGGCAGACCGAGACUCGUUUGAUGCGUCGGAAGAGAAGGCCAAGGCUGAAGUGAUUGAGGCAUUGCUCUCCCGAAGACGCAACUUUCAGACUAAAAAGCAAAAGUCUGGCAUUGAAAAAGAGACUCUGCCGGUAGAAGAAGUCGAUACACAAGAGAGCACCAGACCUUUCCUUGGUAUCGGUACAGGAAUCAUGGAUGAGUUUGCGUCCAACGAGGCUACUCCAGAUAUGGUGUGCGACUCGCCAUCAGCCGUUGACUUCAACGUCUAUGACCGGGCGUACGAAACCGCGAUAGAGAGCAUUACCUCUAACCCGAACGUCUCUACACGAAGGCCAACUGUGUAUCUGACCAAGUUUGUUCAGGAUACAGAGAACCUGAAAGGAGUUCCUGAGCUUGUUAAGGAAGACGCUACCAAACACUCACAAAACCCAGAGGAGCCCCCCUCGGCAGACUCGACUUCUAUGAUCAGCCAUCUGUCAUCCAAGCUGGGCCUUUCGGACAAGCAACAGGAUGAGCAUGAAGCCUAG